UUGGCUAGAGUGGACGAGAACCGAGCUCUGAUUGGCUGCGGAGGACAGGGGGCGUGGCCCGAACGCGCGCGGGGGAGCCGGCGGGGCUGACUGGCCUGCUUGCCUCGGCGAGCCAGCCAGAGCCCAGAGGCGAGCGACGCGGGAGCCCUGUCUAAGGUGUUUCUCCAGCGCUCGGCCGCCGCCGCCGCCGCGAUCCGCUGCUCCAGCCUCGCUCCUCUCCCCUCCCUCCGCUCUCCGGCUCUCCCACCUGGGGUCUCGGGGCGGGGAGCGGAGGGAAGGGACGGCGGAGGAGGAGGAAGAAGAGGCUCCCGCACUAUGCAGGCGGCCUGGCGGCCCCCGAGAUGGCGAGCCGGCCGGCCGUGAGGCACCGUCUCCGCGUCUGGGCCGCGGCCUCCUCCUCCUCCUCCUCCUCUUUCCCCAUGCCUCAGUUGCUCCUGCUGUUGCUCAUCCUGCUCCUGCUGCUCGAGGACGCCGGAGCACAGCAAGGUGAUGGAUGUGGACAUACUGUACUAGGCCCUGAAAGUGGAACUCUCUCGUCCAUCAACUACCCACAGACCUAUCCCAACAGCACCGUUUGUGAAUGGGAAAUCCGUGUAAAGAUGGGAGAAAGAGUGCACAUCAAAUUUGGUGACUUUGACAUUGAAGAUUUGGAUUCUUGUCACUUUAAUUAUUUGAGAAUUUAUAAUGGAAUUGGAGUUAGCAGAACUGAAAUAGGCAAAUACUGUGGUCUGGGACUGCAAAUGAACCAUUCAAUUGAAUCGAAAAGCAACGAAAUCACAGUGCUGUUCAUGAGUGGAAUCCAUGUUUCUGGAAGAGGAUUUUUGGCCUCAUACUCAGUUAUAGAUAAGCAAGAUCUGAUUACUUGUUUGGAUACUGCAUCCAAUUUUUUGGAACCUGAGUUCAGUAAGUACUGCCCAUCUGGUUGCCUCCUUCCCUUUGCAGAGAUAUCUGGAACAAUCCCUCAUGGAUAUAGAGAUUCUUCUCCAUUGUGUAUGGCUGGUGUGCAUGCUGGAGUAGUGUCAAACACUUUAGGUGGCCAGAUCAGUGUUGUCAUUAGUAAAGGAAUUCCAUACUACGAAAGUUCACUAGCCAACAAUGUCACAUCUGUCGUGGGACACUUAUCUACAAGUCUUUUUACAUUUAAGACAAGUGGUUGUUAUGGAACACUGGGGAUGGAAUCAGGUGUGAUUGCCGAUCCUCAGAUAACGGCAUCGUCUGUGCUGGAGUGGACUGACCACAUGGGACAGGAAAACAUCUGGAAACCAGAGAAGGCCAGGCUGAGAAAACCUGGACCUCCUUGGGCAGCUUUUGCCACUGAUGAAUAUCAGUGGUUACAGAUAGAUCUAAAUAAGGAGAAGAAGAUAACAGGUAUUAUAACCACUGGCUCCACUAUGGUGGAGCAUAAUUACUAUGUGUCAGCAUACAGGAUUCUAUACAGUGAUGAUGGGCAAAAAUGGACUGUGUACAGAGAGCCUGGUGUGGAGCAGGACAAGAUAUUUCAAGGAAACAAAGACUAUCACCAGGAUGUCCGUAAUAACUUUUUGCCACCAAUUGUUGCACGUUUUAUUAGAGUGAAUCCUACCCAAUGGCAGCAGAAAAUUGCCAUGAAAAUGGAACUGCUUGGAUGUCAGUUUAUUCCCAAAGGUCGUCCUCCAAAACUUACUCAACCCACACCCCCUCGGAACAGCAAUGACCUCAGAAACACAACAGCACCUCCCCAAAUAGCCAAAGGUCGUGCCCCCAAAUUGACUCAACCACUACAACCUCGCAGUCGCAACGACUUUUCUGUACACACAGAACAAACAACUGCUGCUCCCGAUAUUAAAAAUACUACCGUGACUCCAAAUGUAACCAAAGAUGUAGCCCUGGCAGCAGUUCUUGUUCCUGUGCUUGUCAUGGUCCUCACCACUCUCAUUCUUCUAUUAGUAUGUGCUUGGCAUUGGAGAAACAGAAAGAAAAAAACGGAAGGCACAUAUGAUUUACCAUACUGGGACCGAGCAGGUUGGUGGAAAGGAAUGAAGCAAUUCCUCCCCGCCAAAUCAGUGGAGCAUGAGGAAACGCCAGUUCGCUACAGCAGUAGUGAAGUUAAUAACUUGAGUCCCAGAGAAGUCACUUCAAUGCUGCAAACGGACUCUGCAGAGUAUGCACAGCCACUUGUGGGAGGCACCUUUCACCAGCGAUCUACCUUUAAACCAGAAGAAGGCAAAGAAGCAGGUUAUGCCGACCUGGAUCCAUACAACUCCCCAGCACGAGAUGUCUAUCAUGCCUAUGCUGAACCACUCCCAAUCACUGGGCCCGAGUAUGCAACCCCAAUCGUCAUGGAUAUGUCAGGACACCCCACAGCUUCAGUUGGUCUGCCCGCAACGUCCACUUUCAAAGCUACAGGGAACCAAGCUCCCCCUUUAGUGGGAACAUACAAUACUCUUCUUUCCAGGACUGAUAGCUGCUCCUCCACCCAGGCCCAGUAUGAUACCCCAAAGGGUGGGAAGCAGGGUCUGAGUGCCCCAGAUGAACUGGUGUACCAGGUGCCACAAAGCACACAGGAGGUAUCAGGAGCAGGGAGGGAUGAUGGAAAUGAUGUCUUUAAAGAAAUUCUUUGAAGGUGAUGCUGCUUUUUAAAAAGCAUCAUGUGAAGCACAUGCCUUGUUUUUUUGGGGGGGCAGGGAUGGAUAAUAGUGGGUAGUAAUAUAUAAAUGUAUUAUAUUUCUGUCACAGAUAUGGUUGGGAAGUUGUGUUGACCGAGGUACAGGAAACUACUAAUCUUGCCAUCUUCCUUUUAAAAGUGUUAUUGUGGCAGUUACUGCUUGCCUGUUAAAAUUUGAACAUCCUGUUUGUUACUACUGUAAGACAUUUUUUAAUACAGAAAAAGCACCCUUCUAUGCACUUCAAAAAAAUUCAAAAUCACUGAGAGUAUUUAUUACCAAUGCUGCAGGUACAUUAAUGAACUCGAGAGAUGGCUCUGUAAGCCUAACUGGCAAUAAUGCAUGGUACUGUUCUCAAAAUAUCUAAUGGCUUGAAAUUCUGCUCUUUGUGAAAGGUGAGUACUGUCAUGAUUUUCUCCUCUUCUUAGAUUGCCUUGUGUAUUUUUAAAAUAAUAAUAAUGUAUGCAAUCAUUGUUUUUAUUGCAUCACUUACACUUGUCUUAGGAAGCUCGAUAGCUGGGAAACUGACAUGUAAUGAGCAGAAUGAUUUUUUUCACUUUUCAACAUUUGAGAGCUUUAAUACUUUAUGGUACGUGACCUUGUCUUAUCUCUGCUUGUUCCUAUGGGAACCCUUGGCAAGCCCCAUUCUUGUGCUUAUAAAAUGUUUGUUAUGAGGUUGUUUUUUUUUUUAAAGUAGUUUAUCACCUUUAAAUGCUUGCUUUAUCCAUUUUAUGAAUUUAGAUCCUGUCUUUAAGUGUUUUCUCUAGGAGGAAACAGGAAGUUUUAAAAUUCAGUUAUAUAGAAGAUUUUUCUCCCUCUCUACAACUUUAUUUACAAUAGGAACUUAGAUUGAUGAGAAGUUGAGUGCUUCAAAGUGAACACAUGACCCACUUGUUUAUCGCAGUUGAAAGCAGAAUCAUUCAAGUCAUAAAUGUGUCAAAAAAAAUAGCCAUGAUAGGCCAGGUAUUAUAGGAUGGCAGUUAGGUUCUCAGCAACAACUGGCUUCCAGGUAUCACCAGGCUUGAGGGCUCUAGCACUGUACCACUGGUCUGAUAGGCCAACUAUCACUCCCAGACACUGAGCACCUCUGAGAAAGUCCCUC
This is a messenger RNA of Suncus etruscus (white-toothed pygmy shrew), 3744 nucleotides long. It is a transcript of the gene DCBLD2, whose product is annotated as discoidin, CUB and LCCL domain containing 2. The coding region runs from base 342 to 2600 and encodes 752 amino acids. NCBI's taxonomy places the organism in Eukaryota, Metazoa, Chordata, Mammalia, Eulipotyphla, Soricidae. The transcript has 16 exons. The record is from RefSeq and is a predicted model, not a curated record.